Messenger RNA from Symbiodinium natans, 3081 nucleotides. The record is from the annotation of a GenBank genome assembly. Lineage: Eukaryota; Dinophyceae; Suessiales; Symbiodiniaceae.
AUGGCGAAGAUGCGGCCCAGAGCCUGCGGCGUCUUCGUCACUGGGUGUGCCAGCGAAGCCCGCCGCCCAGCUACGCCUCACACGCCCGGAAGGGCAGUUCGGCCGCGGCCCGUGAAGUCUGCGAGUCUUGCGAACAGGCGAGCACGGGCUGAAAUCGAGAGAAGCGCGGCUUCCAAGGUCUUUGCCCAGUGGCAGCCGGCUGAGACAUCCAAGGCCGGAUGCGAGGAGGGGGAGGAAGCAGAGGACGAAGACGUGGAGCACGCGUUGGAUUGGCAGCGGGAGCCGAAGCAAGCCGAAGUGAUGGAUUGGAAGAUGCCGAACCCAACCGGCUGCGAGCUCUCGGGCCGGAGUUGGCAGGACAGACCCAUCCCGGAUGACAUGGAGGCCUUCAGCUCCUGGCAAAGCAAGCGCCUCACCGCCCCAGCGGAGAACGCGAAUUCGGCCAAGGAGCAUUUCUUGUACAAGGGCCAAGGCAAAGCUGGGCCAGGGCACUGCUUUGCAGGACGCAGAGCUGGUUUCGACCUUCAAGCAGGCGCCUGCUCCGAGAUGAUGCGAUGCGUGGAGAGCUACGAGGGGUCCGACUUGUCAGCGAAGGAGGAGAUCCUCUACAAAACGUUUACGAAGGGUUUGCUGAACGAAGCCGCGAACUGGGAGUUUCAGAGCUUCGAGGACAUGCAGAGUGCUCUUGAGCCAGUCGUGCUAAGCGAACCCUUGCGAAAGUACGACAUCAACGAGUGCGAGCGCAUGAUGCGCGUGAACGAGAAGGAGAACGAGUGGCUGGACGCGCAGCGGAAGAAGGCCGAUGAUCUCGUGGAGGUUCGCGUGCGGCUGGUGACGCGAUCUACUGCGAGCAUGGCCGACUCGGUCGCCAAGGUCAAGAAGGUCUUGAUGUCGCUCGUGCAGGAGAUCGCCGAAGGCAUGCGCCAGCACAACAACCUGGUGAAAGAGCAUGAGGCUACGGAAGCCGAGCUCUAUGAGCUGGACCGGAAGCAGAAGCUCAUGCUUCACUCCGUUACGCUGUUGGAGGAGCGCAGGCGAGACGCCACAGAAAGAUACGCAAGGGAGCUUGAGGGCCUCAAGACCGAGUAUGUCAUACUGAAGAGGGGCGUGGAGUCUGCGUACCUUGCUUUUGUGCAGGACAGAAACAGGUGCAUUCAGGUCUGGAAGAAGCUGCGAACCUUGGUGAAGUCCCAGAUGUUGGAACAGAUGUCGGUCAUGGGCGAAGCACACGCUGUUCGCCUCCGACGGCAGGGUGAGGUUCACAGACGCCAAGGGGUCACCAGGCUCGCCACGCUGGAGAAGGACAUCCAGCACCUGCGACGGCGCUUGCGUGCACGGCAGCAGGACCUCGAGGAGGCGCAGGCGUGCCUGGAGGCUGCAGAUCCGCCAGCUGGAGGGCCGCAUUGGUCUUGUCAACCUCGGACGACAGAUCAACUUGCCAUCUGGGAGACGGAGCGUGGGCUGAACACAAAGGCUGACCGACGACUACGACUUCUCCCAACGAUCUUGACCUUUGUGUUAUUGGGCCAUCGGCAUGCGAUCCUUUCGAAUUGGCCAAGAGUGGACUAUGAGAGCUUCGACACCUUCACCUGGAUGUACCUGGAGUACUUCCCGGACAUGCCGCGUGCACGCAGCUUCGUGGGCACGACUUCGUUGCAGCGUGACGAGCCCGCCGCGAAGUUGGCUGGUUUCUGCACGUACGCCAAGCUGCUUCCUUUCGCGCGGUUCGCGAUUCCAAUCCUAGACUCCAAGCUUAAAGUUCUUCGCUCAGCUUUGUUCCGCGUUGCAGCUGUUGAACCGGACGCCGUGGAAGCAGUGUGUGGAGGGAAGGGGCCAUUGCUCCUCGUGUGGGUCAUGCUGCCAAAGUUCGAGCAGUAUGUGCAGCAGCCGAAGAAGGCUGCAUCUCCGCCAGAUCCAGCACAGGCUCAGCGCGCUAAUGCGGCCAUAUUCACUGCCGGAGGAGAGAUGUCCAAGUGGCAACUGGGAGACUCUGGUGUGUUCUCCCUCACCGGGUGUCACAUCGGUGCUUGCAACAAGUCUUUGCACCCUCGCAGCGUGGGAAGACAUCCACACGCACGACUCGAGAAGUCUCCGAGCCUCGCGACUAGGAACAAGCGAGCUCGCGCUGAGAUAGAGAAGAGCGCGGUCUUCGCGCAGUGGCGACCGGCUGAAAUACCCCAGGAGGAAGAGGCCGUCCCGACCAGCAGCGCCCCUCUCGCACUGCAGGCGGCGCAGGAUGGGGAGGAGGAGUCUGACGAGGAAGACAACAUGGAGCGCCUGUUGGACUGGCGCCGCGAACCCACCGAAAAAGAUUUGCCUCAGGGCAAGAUGACCGUGACCAGCUCUCGUGAGAUCUCUGCUCGCAUGCGCUGGCAGGUGGCCUUCGCCAAGGUCAGAGAGAAGACCGGUGUCGCGCGUCGGAACCAGCACCGCAUCGCCCUCACGAACAAGGUCAAGGAGUACCUGAUGUACACCAACAGUCGAAGCUCAUGCGCCAAGUUGAUGCGAACCCUGGACGGCUAUGACAGGUCCAACUUCACAGAGAGGGAGGAGAUCACCUACGAAAAGUUUACGGAGGGCUUGUUGGAUGAAGCUGAGAGCUGGGUGUCUAAGAACUUCGAGGACAUGCAGAGUGCCCUGGAGCCCGUCGUGCUAAGCGAGCCUUCGCGAAAAUACGACAUGAACGAGUUUGAGCGCAUGAUGCGCAUGAACGAACAUGAGAACCAGUGGCUGGACGCGCAGCGGAAGAAGACCGAUGACCUCAUGGAGGUGCACUUGCGGCUGGUGACGCGAUCUACUGCGAGCAUGGCCGACUCGGUCGAAAAGGUCAAGAAGGUCCUGACCUCGCUCGUCCAGGAGAUCGCCGAAGGCAUGCACCGGCACAACAACUUGGUGAAAGAGCACGAGGCCACGGAGGCCGAGCUCUUUGAGCUGGCCCGCAAGCAAAAGCUCAUGCUCACCUCUAUUGCCGAGUUCGAGGAGCGCAAGCGAGAAGCCACCGAAAGGUACGCGCGGGAGCUUGAGAGUCUCAAGACGGAGUGUCUGGGCUAUAUCUAUAAACGCUUUUUUUGGUUCAAAUGA